UUAAAAGAAAUACUGUGAAAUGUAAAACGCAGUGCCGUGCAUGUGAGAUGGAUUUUUAACAUUUGUUGAUGGAUUUUGAUGAAGUAGCAUGAUUUAUGCUGAUGCUAAUGUCUGUUAGUGGUGUGUUUUGUGAUGACAACAUGUUGCCUUCUGCUAGCUUAGGUGAUGACUUUGCGCUGCUAACUGUAGCUAACUUUACUGUGGUAAAGUCGAUUGCUAAGGCACAGAUGCUUGAUUUAAAGAAAAACGAUGAAAUUUUAAAGGCAGUGCAGUGGAUGUGAGAUGGAUUUUUAAUAUUUAUUGAUGGAUUUUGAUUUGUACUUAUGCUAAUGUCCGUUAGCUGUGUAUUGUGUUUGAUGUUAGCCUUUUUAGCUUUUCAGGUAACUACAGCUAACUGUUGUGUGAUAAACUCGACGGCUAAUGUACAAGUGGUUGAGUUUAACAAAUAUUAAAUAGGCUAUAAGAUGUAACACAAUACAUGUGAUGUAUUUUAAGCAUUUAUUGAAGGUUUUUGGUCAAACAGGAUUCUUGCUGAUGCUAAUAGGAAGCAGUGUUAUUGAACACAGCUAUAUUUGACCUACAUUUAGUGGUUGUUCAUCAACUGUAGUCUGACUGUAAUGUGAUGUGUUGAUUGUUGUGAUGCUGUUCAGUCCUGCUGAGACUGAAAUUACAGAGUGUAUGUGUGUGUUUGUCUCUGUUUCUGUCAAUGUUAUUUAGCCCAGUUGGGGUGUAGGUUGAUUUGUGUAAUGUAUUUAAUUGUAUUUAACUCUUUAACUGCCAUUGACGGACAUUUCCGUCAUUCAUGACAGAACGCUUCACCGCCAAUGACGGAAUUUUCCGGCAAUCCGUGUUUACAGUUCUACGUGAUAGGGGGGCUUGUAAUGCACCUUGUGAACUAGUAAGUAAGUGGCGACAUAGAAUCAAGGGCUUUGUAUUUUCGCGCUCCUAGAUUGGAUGACAAUUCCACCGCGGAGCAGAAAGGAAGUGGAGGAAGCGUCUUGUCUGUCAACGAGUGGAAGUCAAAGUGAAUGUAAACAAAUGGGAUGCCCAUUCCCGCAAAGUUCACCCGAGAGGAGGCUUUGGAGCAGAUUUUUAACACGGAUCACUUUGUAGAUGAAGAGGAUUAUGAUGAAACUGGGUCGGAAAUUGAAGGAGACGAUGAAGAUGAGGACAACGGAGAUGAUGAUUUCAGCCAAUAUGACAGUGAAGACGAGUGGACGCCAAACGUUCGUGACGGAGGACGGAGUUUUUCUCAGGUGGCACUAUCUGAGUCAAGUUAGUCACAGCUCCCCCCCCUGUUCUCCACUUACUGCUGGCACAGGUGAAAGAGGUCGAACAGAGCAACGGAGCAUACAAUACAAGAGACGAGGAAGAGGUCCAUCAGCCACAUCUCAUGGGUCAAAGACCCGAUUCCUGUUCUCAGCGGCCAGAGAUGAAGAAGAGUUGAGUGAGUCCAGGGCCCAGCCCAGAUCUUCUCCCACCCGCUCACGUUCUCCACUCCCUGCUGGUGAAAGAGGUCGAACAGCUCAACGGGGCAGACAUCAGCCUCAGAGACGAGGAAGAGGUCGGACAACAGCCUCUCGUGGGCGUGGUGUGGCUGCUCACCAUAGGACAUCUCCAGCUCCUCAUCCCGAGUGGUGUGACACAAACUGGCAGCCAAAAAACAUUCCUUUUAAUGCAAAUCCGGGACCUGCAAGUAAAGCGGCUGCUCUUUAGUCUGAAAAUCCUGUUGAUUUUGUUGAGUUGUUCCUUUCUGAUGAGCUGAUCCAGAACAUUGUAAUUCAGACAAACUUGUAUGCACAACAGUACAUUGAAGCUGAGCAGCACGUUUCACCACAAGCUAGAUCCCAUGCAUGGAAACCUGUCAGUGUCAGAAAUGAAAAAGUUCCUAGGGCUCUUUUUUCUCACUGGUAUCAUUCGUAAGCCUGAGCUUGAGAUGUACUGGUCUACAGAUGAAAUGUUAGCUACCCCCUACUUCAACAAGGUCAUGUCUCGCAACCGGUUUCAGAUGAUUUUGAGAUUUCUUCAUUUCACUGAUAAUGAAGCAAGGCCAGACAAUAACACUGACAAUCUCUACAAAGUGCGGCCCGUCUUAGAUUACCUUGUGUCAAAAUUUAGGGAAAUGUAUCAGCCCAGUAAAAACAUUUGUAUUGAUGAGGGUAUGCUUUUGUGGCGUGGACGCCUAGUUUUCAGGGUGUACAACCCCCAAAAACCAAUCAAAUACGGCAUAAAAUCGUACAUCCUUUUGUGAUUCUAAAACAGGGUACUGCUUUAACUUGAAGCCUUAUCAUGGCGAAGCCUCUGCUCUUGGAGACAUGGUCGUCUCUCUUCUUGAUCGCUUAGCUGGUCAUGGCUACAAAUUAUUUAUGGAUAACUAUUACAAUUCCAUAUCAUUGUGUGAGCGCCUUCUUGAUCUGGACACCCACGUCUGUGGUACACUGAGGAAAAACAGAGGUGAACCACCAGUCAUCCAAAACAUGACCAAGGCAGACCUUCCGGUUGGGGAGAGUCAUGCAACACAAUGGUAAUGUGAUGGUACUGGCAUGGCAUGACAAAAACAUUGUAAAAAUGGCCACAACAUUCCAUCAGGACAACAUGGAGAAUGUCAGUGUAUGGCAGAGAGGCCACAAAGAUAAAGUACCAAAACAAAAGCCAGAGUGCAUUGUGGGAUACAACAGUGCAAUGAAUGGAGUGGAUAGAUUGGACCAAAAUAUCAUCUAUUAUCCAUUUGUGAGGAAGUCACACAAAUGGACAAGAAAAUUUGUAACUUAUCUCUUUGAGAUCAGUCUGUACAACUCAUUCAUAUUGUACAAGGCCAAGAACCCACAGGGAAAAUGCAGCACUUUUCUGGCUUUCAUUGAAAGCCUUGUGAAGUCAUGGACUAGCCAAAAGCCUGUGGUACAUGCUAGUCAAGAGGAAAAUGGGGCUGAGGGAGAAAGAGAUGUACCUCCACCUCAAAAAACUCCUAGAGCCCCAUAUAAGCAUGACUCAAGGAGCAGGCUGGACAACAGGUUUGCAGCUCAUGCUCUUGUCCAGAUCUUGCCAACACCCAAAAAGCAGCACCCAACCAGACGGUGCAGGGUAU
Molecule: messenger RNA, 3085 nt
Organism: Epinephelus moara (kelp grouper)
Lineage: Eukaryota; Metazoa; Chordata; Actinopteri; Perciformes; Serranidae
Exons: 5
Coding region: 1114-1716 (200 amino acids)
Source: RefSeq, a predicted model, not a curated record